This is a messenger RNA of Tachysurus vachellii, 1623 nucleotides long. RefSeq names its product cyclin A1 (gene ccna1). NCBI's taxonomy places the organism in Eukaryota, Metazoa, Chordata, Actinopteri, Siluriformes, Bagridae. The record is from RefSeq and is a predicted model, not a curated record. The coding region runs from base 171 to 1355 and encodes 394 amino acids. Gene Ontology annotation, biological process: regulation of cyclin-dependent protein serine/threonine kinase activity; mitotic cell cycle phase transition. The transcript has 9 exons. Gene Ontology annotation, molecular function: cyclin-dependent protein serine/threonine kinase regulator activity. Gene Ontology annotation, cellular component: cyclin A2-CDK2 complex; nucleus; cytoplasm.
AUUGGUUGAGUUACUGAACUAAACGACAAGCUGCAAAUAUAAAGGAUUGGAGAGUAGGCGCUGUUGGUCAAGUCGUGUUGUGUUCUUAAGUGUGUUUGUUUUGCGCCUAAACCAGGUUUCACAGGUUGAACCUGCAGUUAAACCCUUGGCUUGGUAUUUUAUCUGGAAAAAUGAGCUCCAAUGGCCUUGCUCCAUAUGCCGCCUCUAUGAACAUGUCUGCUCAGCUAAGGGUGGCUGGUCCUCGUGUGAAGGCUGGCCAGAGGGUUGUUCUGGGUGUUUUGACAAAUGAUCAUCAUGGCAGAAGUACCCAGGGCCUUCCAUCUAAACAUGGAUCAGCAUUGCACAAUGUGAUUGUCCAUGGAGAUGAUGCCUGGUCCUCUUCAGACUUUGAUGUUCGUGUGGUUGAACCAGAUGAGGUGCAAGCUGCUAAACACCCUGCAGAGCUGUUUGCUGUUUUUAAUCCUUCAGAGCUUCAGAUUUUGUCUACUGUUAAUGAUUUCACAUCAGGAUCAAGUCUGGAUGCUUCUAUGCAAUCCCUGCCAGAGGAUGAAAUGGUCACUUCUGAGGAUGUCUUGUCUGUUGCUGAGUAUGCAGUUGAGAUUCACCAACACCUGAGAGACUGUGAAUUGAGAUAUAGGUCAAAGCCUGGCUACAUGAACAAGCAGCCAGACAUCACCAACAGCAUGAGGGUCAUCCUGGUUGACUGGUUGGUAGAAGUUUCUGAGGAAUACAAACUAUGUUCUGAAACUGUUCAUCUUGCUGUGAAUUACCUGGACCGCUUCCUCUCCUGCAUGUCUGUUCUUCGAGGGAAACUACAACUUGUUGGGACUGCUGCAAUUCUUUUGGCUGCGAAAUAUGAAGAGAUCUAUCCUCCAGAGUUGAAUGAAUUCGUCUAUGUCACUGAUGACACCUACACCAAAAAGCAGCUCCUGCGCAUGGAGCACCUUAUGCUCAAAGUGCUGUCCUUUGACAUGACUGCACCAACAAGUCACCAGUUUUUGAUGCAGUAUAUCUUGGAGGAAGCUGUCUGUGUUAAAACUGCAAAUCUUGCUUUGUAUGUUUCAGAACUGAGCUUACUUGAAGUGGACCCAUUUCAGCAUUAUCUUCCAUCAAUGAUUGCAGCUGCAGCUUACUGUUUGGCAAACUACACUCUUAACAGAGCCUUAUGGCCUGACUCUCUGUAUGCCUUUACUGGCUACACUCUGUCUGAGAUUGCACCAUGUCUGAUUCUGCUCCAUCAGCUCCACUUGGCUGCAAAAAGUCGGCCCCAACAGGCCAUUUGUGAGAAGUACAGGAGCACAAAGUACUGCCGUGUAUCCCUGAUUAAACCACUGGAGACUUUGCCACUGCACUGAUGUUUAGUGACUCUGAAGACCAACUGCAGCGCUUAUUCCUCCAUUUUGUAAAUACUGAAUGAACUGUCAAGACUUUUUUUAAAUUAUUGAUUUUAAUUUGUGAUUUUUAUCAUAGUCCAUAAAAUGAUCUUAAAGUUGGCAAUUUAAUGCUGCUAACUUGUCUAAAAAUGUGUAACUGGUCAUGGGCCUGGAUUCCUCUGUAGAGGCAUUGGUUAUGAUUUUUGUAUCCUCAAACCUGUCAUGGAAUGCAGACUGCUAAUUUUUUCAA